CAAAAGCUGGUAUGAGAGAGGAGGGUUUUCGACAUCAGACGUUGGUAGCUGGAGGAUUAUUCUCUCUAUUUCUCGCUCAGUUAAUAAGGUUAAUGGAUGUCUAUGUUGCAAUUAUAUGGCCCAAGUCAUAAUCUAAUUGCAUUCACUUUGUCAAAUCAAGGAGAUAUGAUUUCUUGGCAAGAUUUAUGGAUAUAUGGUUAUAUUAAUUUUGUGUGAUUUUUUUGACAUAUUUUAUUGGACGUUUGACUGAUUCGAUUAUGAGUUUCAUUCAAAGAAAUCAUGUGGAUAAUUGUGAAUGAGAAAAUUCAAAUUUCUCUUGGAUUACAUAACAAAUAUUUUGUGUAAAACCAUGUCGCUGUCAAGUCGUGCGCGCUUGUAACAGAAAUAAAAGGGCUGUUGUGGCAGGUUAUCUCUGAUGAUAAGAGUUCAAGCAGACGACAGCUUAAGUUGAGUUGACCAAUCAGCUUUAAGUCUACCCAAGGAUUGACCAAUCAACAGGCAGAAAAAAUGGCUAUUCUUAAAUCAUCUACUAAUCAGGAAUAUCACUCUAUACCGCAGCGUGAAGAUCUCAAUUUGGAUUUAACCAAAAAUGGUGGACCACCCCAGUUUAGUGAUAAGACACACAUAAUGGCUGAAAGUGGUAAAAAUGGCAAUAUUCCGCAAAUUGUGCAUCAGACUUACAAAGAUAAUGCAACUGCGCAAAUAAAAAAGGAUGACGCGGAUAAAGAUGUUGAUGUGUACGAUGAUAUGUCGAAGGAACACAGAUGUGGGUGGGGUCCAUUCUCACCGCGGAUGUGCCAGCGAUUUAGGGACCCCAAGUGGAUAUGCUUCUGGCUGUGCUGGGCUGGUGCCAUUCAGGGCAUGGUUGUCAAUGGCUUCGUCAACGUUGUGAUCUCAAACAUCGAGCGACGAUACGAUCUGAGCUCUACCGUUACAGGAACAGUGGCAAGUUCUUACGACAUCGCAUCAGUACUAUGUCUAAUUCCGGUCAGCUACUUUGGUGGUCUGGGCUCCAAGCCUCGAUAUCUAGGCAUCGGCAUUUUCAUCAUGGGAAUAGGAUCGAUUGUAUUUGCGCUCCCACAAUUUACAUCGGGAUUGUAUCAAGUGGAUGAUGAAGGAAUACGCAUGACAUGUGACGCAAGUGCUAAUGACACGAUUGGUUGCGAUGUUAAUAACUUACCUGCAAGUUUAUCAAACUACAGAUUUGUGUUCUUCCUCGGGCAGCUAUUACACGGGGCGGGUGCUGCCCCGUUGUAUACUCUUGGAGUUACAUAUCUCGAUGAAAAUCUACCUCUGCGAUCAUCAUCAUUUUAUAUUGGUAUAUUUUACGCCCUGGCCAUUGUGGGACCAGCGAUUGGCUAUCUAGCAGGAGGGGCGUUUCUUGACAUCUAUGUGGACACAUACAGGAUUGACCCAAGCAGCUUGACCAUAACCCCAAAUAGUCCACGCUGGGUAGGAGCUUGGUGGAUCGGAUUCUUGAUCAGCGGGGCGCUUGCAUUUCUAGUCGCCUUUCCGAUGGCAGGGUUUCCAAAACUGCUACCUGGCUCCGAAAAAUACAAGCUUGAGAGAGAAAAAGAAGUUUACAGUAAAAAGGACAAGAGGCAUGAAUACAAAGACAAAGAAAAUAGUCCCGAUUCGACCAAUGAGGAGACAGCUCUCAGCUACAAACAGAUUAUAAAGUCUGUGAAAGUACUGUUGUUCAAUCCGACCUUCAUGUGUCUGAAUUUGGCUGCUGCGUGUGAAGGGAACCUGUUAUCUGGAAUCGCAACAUUUAUGCCGAAGUUUAUCGAAGCCCAGUUUGGCCUUCCUGCAUCGACUGCUGCCCAAUAUGUUGGUUAUGCAGCUAUCCCUGCCGGAGGGGGUGGCACGUUCCUCGGGGGGUACCUCGUCAAGAGAUUUGAUCUCCAUGUACGGGGAAUUAUUCGACUAUGCCUCGGAGUCACUGCUGCGUGUCUGGGCCUUGGUCUGGUGUUUAUUGUCCACUGUGAUAACUUCCCAUUUGCUGGUGUGAAUACAAAUUACGGGAAUACUGCUGAAAAUAGUACCCAUACUUCCUUAAGCUUGGAACUCGACGCCCACUGUAACACAGGAUGUCAAUGCAGCAAGGAUGUGUAUAACCCCGUCUGCGGAAUUGAUGGCAUGGUGUAUUUUUCUCCGUGCUAUGCUGGAUGUGCCGCGGAAACAAGAGGGGAGCAAACUACAUACAGCAACUGUUCGUGCGUGGUGUUCGACAGAAACGCGACUGCGCCGCAGUAUGAGGCUAUCGAGGGGAAAUGCACCGCCAACUGCGCUUACCUCCCUUUGUUUCUACCCAUAUGUGCCAUACUCAUCAUGUUGACGUUCAUCGCUAGUAUGCCGGCGCUGUCCGCCACACUCAGGAGUAUUCCUACAGAACAACGAUCGUUUGGCCUGGGUAUUCAAUGGAUUAUAGCCAGAUGCUUAGGUUCAAUACCAGGGCCAAUAAUGUUUGGAAAACUGAUUGACAUUACAUGUGACUUAUGGCAAGUUCGCUGCGAAGAGCAAGGCUCGUGCUUCUCGUAUGACAACAAACAAAUGAGUCAUAACGUUCUCGCCAUUAUUCUCUGUGUCAAAUUUCUAUCAACAUUUUUCUUUUUCUUAGCUUUAAUCUUAUACAAAGUGCCAAAGAGUGAAGACGAAAAUUCAAAUUCAAAAUUCGAUAAAAAUCCGCUUAGUGACGGUUUUAAAGAUGAAUCACCUCCACCGCCAACUCCAAUAGGGUUAAAAUCGAUUACUGACAGAAAGCGAUUAAGUAAUCCUAGUAUUCAUACAGCGGUUACGAUGUUGUCUGAUAGUAUACCAACAACCCCAGCAAGUCCGAAUGGAAGACACAACGAUUGGUCGCAUUUAUAGCAUUAGCUUUAAAUCAUACGAAAUUUAAUCGGUCUCAUUUCUACAUGCAAAGUCAUGAUCAAAAUCAUAUGUAUAUUUAUUUAUAUAACUUGUACAGUCAUUUAUUAAUAUUUAUUUUGUAAAAUAUAUGUGUCUUAUUGAACAAGCAUUUUGUUGAUUUGUUGCUGUUUUUAAAUACUUAUUUAGUACUAAUAUUAUUCUACAGCUGAGCUGUAAAGAUGUGUUUUGAUAUAAAUAAAUGUUCAUAUUAAAUAAUGUAAAUAAAUAAAAGAAUACAUGCUUUAUUUAAUCUUGUUUCAUCACAUUUAAAUGUAACAUUAAAUUAUUAAAUAACAACCACACAGUCAUCAAUAUAACAAAUUAUAAAUUUUCUGAUUUUAGCUGUCAAUUAACAUGUCCAUUAUUGCAAGUUAAAAAAUAAAAAAUGUAGCUUUUUUUUAAUAAAAUCGUUAAGAUAUUUGUAUGAAACUUGGUAGGAAUUUUGUUAUUGUUCAAUUACAGCUUAUUAGGACAAAUUAUUUUUGAAAUAGACAGUUAAGAAAUGUACAUUGAUUUUGAAUAUGUAUUAGCUUUUAGAGGAUAAAUAGAAUUAAAGAAAGAAAGGGCUAUUCCAUUUAAACACUUAACCCCAAGGAGAGAAGGCACCUUCAAAUUAUACCAACCCCUAGAGAAGCGAAUUUACCUUUUUUGGGUCCAAAUUAGUGAAAAAAGACACCCACACAUAUACUAAAAAAUAAUUGCCUCCUCCCCGUGGUUUAUAUGUUUUACUGGAAUAGCCCAAAUAAGAGAUGAUUUCAAUCUUAAAUGUUUAAGUAAAGGGAAAUGUAAAAAAUUGAUUAACCUUUUCUAUCAUCAAGAUAACUUAUUUUAUCAUCAAGAAGAUCAACCAAUUUUUAUUAAAAUUAAUUUAUAAAAUAGUAUAUCUGCAACAUACAUGUAUUUUUUUUAUAUAUAUGUUUACACUUUUGUCUUCAAAGAAUGAUGGCAGGAAUGUGUUUAUUAGUUAUAAAUACUUGUAUAUUAUGCUAGCUUACUUUUAUUCUUAUAAAUAUUUAAUAGAAAAAAAUGGUAUGCCAUGUCAUUUAUUUAAUGAAUAAUUUGAAUAAAUGGUUUUCUAGAUUAGAAUAUAAUUAAUUUUAACAGGAUGCAUUGUUAUUUUGAUUUUUUUUUGAGUGAUUUAAAUGAUCAGUAUUAAACUUUUUGUCAUACAGCACAAGGGGUGUGUCCACUUUAAUCGCAAAACCUUUUCUACAUGUAUAAUGUUAAUACAUUAAUAAUUUGUUGUGAUUAUUAUUAUUAUUAUUGUAUUUGAAAUAUAAGAACAACUUUUUAAACUCUGAAACUAAAAAAAUCAUUACACUAAUAAUUUGUUGUUAUUAUUAUUUUGCAUUCUUAGUGUAUUUGAUAUAAUUUUUAUUAUAUGAACAACUUUUUAAACUCUGAAACUAAAAAAAUCAUCAAAUUUCGCUAUUACUCAAAAACCUAAAGCCAUUUAACAUAUCACAAUGAUAUUUGAGUACAUUGUACAAAAUGUCAUGGUACCAAAAACCAAUAAUAAACAAUCAAUAUACAAUUGAUCUGUUGUUGAAGACACUGGCUUUCUGGUCAUUUGUGCUGAUAAUAGAAACUGAACUUUAAAUAUCGGAAUAUGCUACAAAAAUCUAAUUUUGCAACAUUUUUGUUUGAAUAUUAUUUGAUUUAUUCAUUUUUUUUCUGAUUGAAACAUUUUGGACCAUUUUCAAAUUUUAAUGGAUUUUCGUAUAAACAGUCAAAUCAUAACUUCCCCCAACCAGCAAGCCAAUAUCUUGAAGCAAUCUCUUUUCUUUCUUGAAAUUAUCUUUUUGUUCUUAUGUAUGUUGUUGUCUUAAAAUAGAACAAUAAA
Mya arenaria is the source of this 4753-nucleotide messenger RNA. RefSeq names its product solute carrier organic anion transporter family member 4A1-like. The transcript is spliced from 12 exons. Gene Ontology annotation, biological process: sodium-independent organic anion transport; transmembrane transport. The coding region runs from base 508 to 2871 and encodes 787 amino acids. NCBI's taxonomy places the organism in Eukaryota, Metazoa, Mollusca, Bivalvia, Myida, Myidae. The record is from RefSeq and is a predicted model, not a curated record. Gene Ontology annotation, cellular component: membrane. Gene Ontology annotation, molecular function: protein binding.